AUGCCAAUAAUAAUAGUAGGGAUGAUGAUGACAGUUUUUAGAUAUGAUUAUCCAUAUUCUGAUAAUGAAAAUGCAAUUGAUGUUAUUCCAAUAUUUGAAGAAGAUCCAAAAUCAAGAUGGAUAAAUAAAAAGAAUGACAAGAAUGAAAAAAAGUUCAGAGCUAAAAAAAUUGGUUUAGGUGAAAGAAGUAGAAAUGGCAAUGAUGGUGAAACGUUUAUAAUGUUAAAAAAUGGGCUAUUAUUAAAAGAUUUUGGAAAUGAAACACUAUUGAUUGAAUCAACAGCAUCUUGGAUUAAUUAUUUUGAUGAACUAUUAUCAAAUGGUAUUAAUAAUAAUAAGACAUCUUUUACUGUCGAAAUAAAUAAUCAAAUUGAAAAUUUACAAGAACAACAAAAUAAUAUUGGAACAUCAUCAACUUCUUCAUCACAAUAUUAA
Entrophospora candida is the source of this 435-nucleotide messenger RNA. NCBI's taxonomy places the organism in Eukaryota, Fungi, Glomeromycota, Glomeromycetes, Entrophosporales, Entrophosporaceae. The record is from the annotation of a GenBank genome assembly.